GCUCUCAAGAAGAUGAUACGUGGCCCCAAGGAUUGGAUCACUGCGGAGUGCGCCCAUGAACUGAAGUCCCUCGGCUUCGGCGAUCAGCUCACGGAUUUGCCUUCUAUUCUCGUCGCCUCCAAAGCCCGCGUGGUGGAAUGGGAAGCGGAUGGCCGUUUGCGCAUUCGUCAGAGGGCCCGGCGGGUGCAGCAGCUUUCUUGCGGGAGUACAGAGGUAUCGUUGCAACGACUGCGCUGGCUACACGAGUGGCGGGACAGGUGCUUCGUCCUUACCUUGGACAGGGCUGCGGAGCGCGUCAAUGUGCAUCGCCGCGCCAACCCGGCGGCCUUCCAGUGGCACCGCAAGGAGGGAUGGCAGAAACAUGCAAUGGAGCAGCUGCAUGGCUUCGAGCUCGAUGCCUUGAUGGGGUUGGACUGGGGCCGACAGGGCGAGCGCGCCGUGGUCGACUGGGCCAACUCCGUGCACGCCUUGUACCGGGUCCACAACGGGUGCCGCCACGGCAGGCUCACGCUGCAGGACAUCAACGGGGCUUUCGACGGCUUCUUGCGGGAGGCCUGCGGGCGGUCGACUGAGUAG
Molecule: messenger RNA, 576 nt
Organism: Prorocentrum cordatum
Lineage: Eukaryota; Dinophyceae; Prorocentrales; Prorocentraceae
Source: the annotation of a GenBank genome assembly